AAACAGAAGAAAAAGCUAACCGAUAAACAGGCUGAAUCCGCAAACUGCGUUGAUGACUGGCAAACUGAGAAUUUGUGACGGGUAAUAUAUUAUAGCGUUAACUUUUCGACUGACUGUUUGUAGUUUUAUAUGACAUAGCUAAACACGAUUAGCUACUUUUGGAGGCGAGAAGAAAGGCAUACAAUGCCGUGGGAGCGCUUUUUCUCAUCUUCGCCUCUCCUUGCUCGUCUUCCUCAUUUACCGACUGCGUGAGGACGGACUCAAACAAGAAACUGCUGUAUCGACAACUGUCAAUAACUGUAGCUAGCAAGCUAGCUAGCUGUAACCUUAACAAGUGUUAAUUUACAAUGGCGGAUAGCGUAGGAGAGGUUGCUAAUGGUGAAAUUGGGUUAGGUGUUGGUAGUCAGGGAAAUGGAGCUCCGUUGUUACCUAGUUUGGGUAAUUCUCUGCCGGGCCACUCGACGAGUGGAGCUAACCUGGCCUCACCACCUCCUGCAGCGGCCGCAGAGACUGGCCUAGCUGUCAUGUCCCCUGGAGCCACAACCACCUCAACCGUGGUGACUGGGAGCGGGUUUGGAGGUGCAGGUGUUCUUAGCGCUGUAGUGGGCUCUGCCAUUCCAAUACCCCUCUACUCGGCCACCAAUGCUCUGCCAGGCGGUAUCGGUUUGGGGGUGGCCGGAGCAGGCCUCUUGUCCCAAAUUCAUGCAACGUCCUGGGACCCAACACUAAGUACCGACUGGGACAACGAGAAGACGUCCCAGCAAUGCAUUCUCCGAAUCAAAAGGGAUAUAAUGUCCAUCUAUAAGGAGCCUCCCCCGGGUAUGUUUGUGGUUCCUGACCCCCACGACAUGACUAAGAUCCAUGCCCUCAUCACAGGACCCUUCGACACGCCCUACGAGGGAGGCUUCUUCCUCUUCCUGUUCCGCUGCCCCCCGGACUACCCCAUCCACCCCCCACGGGUCAAGCUCAUCACCACCGGCCAAAACACUGUGCGCUUCAACCCCAACUUUUACCGUAACGGCAAAGUAUGCCUCAGCAUCCUCGGGACUUGGACAGGGCCAGCAUGGAGCCCAGCCCAAAGCAUCUCCUCCGUUCUGAUCUCCAUCCAGUCCCUGAUGACUGAGAACCCCUACCACAACGAGCCAGGCUUUGAACAGGAGAGACACCCGGGGGACAGCAAGAACUACAAUGAGUGCAUCCGCCAUGAGACCAUGCGCGUGGCUGUAUGUGACAUGCUGGAUGGGAAGGUGCCCUGUCCAGAAGCCCUGUGGAGUGUGAUGGAGAAAUCAUUCCUGGAGUACUAUGACUUCUACGAGGGGGUCUGCAAAGAGAGACUACACCAACAGGGACAGAACAUGCAGGACCCUUUUGGGGAGAAGAGAGGUCGCUUCGACUACCAGGGCCUACUGGCACGCCUGAGCACCACCCAGAGGCGCAUUCGGGAGAAGUGCCCACCGGAGGACAACGAUGACCACUCAGACUCUGACACCAGCUCCUCAGGCACGGACCCAGAUAGCCAGGGCAGCUCCCAGCCUUAGUCACCAGAUGGCGCCACACUACCUUUCUUUUUCAGUCUCCCCCUUUCUGUUUUUGCAAGAUGGUUUUGGCUCAAGUGGGAUGUUGAGGGGAAAGGCCUGAUUUCAGGAAGCACUUAUGAUACAAAGGCAGGGGAUAGCUUAAUGUCUGUUUUGAUUGGUUCCCCCCCCCCCCAAUGACUGCCUUUUAAUUUGUUUCCCCCAGCUGUUGUAAGUUAACAAUGCCAGUCUACACUUAGAUGGUGUUGGGAGUUUGGCUUGUAGAAAUGGACACUGUUUUUUUUAAAGCAAUUUGUCAUAGAUUCUGCCUUUUUGUCUUUGUUUUCCCAUGCCUGAUUGGAUUAGGAAGAAGCGGUGAAAUCUGAGAUUGACCAUUCUCAAUAUUCAGUCUGUACAACCACAUCAGUCGUCUUAAUCAAAUCACCAAACUUCUAUUCAUUCAUACAUUGGUACACACACCUCAGACUAUCCAUUUCUAAAGUCCCAUUGUCUCAUGUUCUUUCCUUAAUCUGAACAGUACUUAAUAAAAUUAUGAACCAAGUCAUAAUUACAUUAUGAAUUCAUAAUGAAUUGCAUUAGUAAAAAUAAAAAACACCUCCAGUAAUGCCUAGUACAAAAUAUGUACAGUUGCGGGCACAUAUAUUGGCACCUUUGCACUUUACAGUGGAACAGAUUGUAAUAUUAUUUUAAAAACUGGUUGGAUAGCUAUUUUUACCCUGUAGGCACUUGCAACUUAUGACAAGUGAGGAAAAAUUACACAAUCUCUUGCCUCUAACCACUUUUUUAUUUUUUAUUUUCAAUAAUGCAGUCCAGGCCAUAUUUUGACUUUUUUUUUUUUAAAUCAAAAUUUGUUUCAUAACAUUUGCAGAUACAAUUAAGUUUUUUUUUUCUCUACUUAUUUGUGAAGAAAUAGUGAAUCGUUCGAGGGUGCCAAUAUAUCUAAUGUAUAUAUGCACAGCGAGAGAGUUUAUUGUAGUCUGUGGGGAGUUUCUUAAAAUAAUUUUCCAAUGACUGACUGCUAAAGCCUGCAUGGAAAGUUUUUUUUUUUUUUCUCUGCAUGAAAACAAAUCUCAAUGUUUGUUCAUGAUUAUCAUUGCGCUGUAUGUAGUGUUGUGGAUUUCACCUUCAAGAGAUGUUUUUCUUCUCUGAUGCUAAAAUGCUGAGUCUAAUAGGGAUCCUAAUAUCUCCAUUUAAGCUAAAUGGUGGAGUCUAUGGACAUUAGGUUUGGGGUCACUACAAAACGUUUAGAAAGAUGGAUUUGUCAUUUGACCUGUCCCAUUUAACCAAUGCCACAUUUUCCAUUGCAUUUUUCAUUGAAGGCAGUGGACUGGUGCCUCUUCAGCUCUAUAUAGCGGAGUCAGCCGGUACCAAACAGGCACAGACCUGUUUGUUAGAUCUCCACGGUGUCACCUUUUCAGUCAUCUGAAAGCCACCACCAGGAUUUUCAAACGAGCCACGGGAAAUGUUUUAUGAUGGUAACAUAAAUACCAGACACCUGCUUCGAUGCCGUGACAACUUUCAUUCAUUGAGAGUUUCCGCCUGUGAUGCGUUUCUGUAGAUUGGUUUGUAGAAUGAUUUUAUGUUGUUUUGGCCGCUUUAAGCACUAAAUGUUCUACAUUGGCUUACAUAUCUGGUGUCCGAAGUGCGUUCCACAGGUUGAAACAGUCUUAAGAUACAAGUUCAAUAUAAACCUAACCUGGCAGUAACACUGACAACACAAACUUCAAAUGGACUUAAAGUGAUCGAGGAUUUUUUUUUUUUUUUAGUAUGAGAAACCGUAUGACCCGUUCUAAACAGUGGUCUUGUCUGCUGUAAGGGGUCAAUCUUAUUUUUUCAUAUUGAUGUAAAGUUCUUAUUCUCGCUUUGAAAGACGUUAAGCCUUAUCGAGACUUCUUCCCGAGCCACAUUUGUUUUCAGUCUCUGAAUUGUCCCCCUUCAAAGUGUCACGAAACAUUGCCUAUCAGCCUGGGCAGCUCACCAAUAACCUCUAGUGAGGCCUCAGUGGCUGUUCAGCGGAUAGGGGGCUAAACACCUCUACCGUGUCACUUGGUUUGUAGUCCUGUCUAGCAAGAUGCAACAAAUAAUUAUACUGUCUUCAGUCUUUAUUGCAUUUUGGAACUACCCACUCAGGAUACAACAAAACCUCUUGCUUUGUAAUUGCCUGUCUGGACCACAAUCUACUGUCUAAUUAAGGUCAGCUCCAAUGCAGAGUGGCACCCAAACAGGACUGGACCACACCCUUCUUUUCCUUCUCAUGGACAUGUUUUUCUAUUCCCUCCCAUCUGGGUGCAUUUCUGCUCACUUCUCUCAGUCGACAGGGACUGGGACUUCCUCUCACAGGAAAAAAUGUUGGAUUUAAUAGAUCUAAUGUUUGAGAGUACUGCUAACUUUGUUUGCAAAGUUUGAAAAAAAAUGUUUAAAAUGUAUGACUCUACUGCAAAUGAAAAUAUUAAAGCAAAGAUACUACUGGCCAGCUCCACUGCAAAGGAUUAGGUGUGAGAUGCUCAAUGUAGCGACCAGUCAGUUUGAAGCCUUGUUAUGGUUUGGUGUGUAUAUUCCUGUAGCAUUCUGAUGUGACCCGUCUAGUGUGUCCCUUGUCUGAUGGUUUAUUUUGGGUUUGUGCCCCCAACCCAGAGAUUCAAACUGAAUCGCUUUUAUUAAGGCAUCUUCAAUCCAUAAUGAUAUGGAUUUCCAUGUAGAUGUUUUCAGGAAGUGACUUAUGUAAAGUGUAAACUUCUAGAAUAAAUGUUGGCCAUGACAUAGUAAAAGUAUAUAAUAAUUACAAAUGGGGAUACCUUAUCUGUCAGCCAUCUCAAUGAGAUAAGUAACAUUUGUAUUGAGUCCCAUUGCGUUAGAUGUCUCAUGGUAUGUCCGACCUUCAAUCUAUGUAAUUUCUUAUGAGAUUAGUGUGACACUAUAAUAAUACUGCACCUUUUCCCCAAGAUUGAAUUUAGGACUUGGGAUGGUGUAGAGUAGACCACAUUGCUUCUUAGAUGGCUACCAGCAAUGUACAGGGCUGCUAAACCUAGCUGCCACAGAGCUGCUGCUCUACGACAGGGUUUCCCUGAACUCUGUCUCGCCCCCCCACCCCCACCCCCUUGUGGUGCACAUUUUGGUUUUUGCCCCAGCACUACACAGCUGAUUCAAAUAACCAACUCAUCAUCAAGCUUUGAUUAUUUGAAUCGGCUGUGUAUUGCUAUGGCAAAAAACUAAACGUGCACCCAGGGGGUGGCCCCCAGGACGGAGUCUGGGAAAUCAUGCUCUACAGUACAUUCCCACAGGGGCGUUCAACACUCUAAUGGCCAUUCAUUCUGUCUCAGUCAAUGGUAAGUGAAUGGUUUACAUUUUUGAGUUGACAAUAUGUGGGACCCAUUUUAGGCCUUGACUCAACGUUCCAGGCCAAGGCAUUAGUCCCAAAACUUUGACUGCCACGUUUAUGCAAGACUAUUUUCAUCUGAUUUAAUUUCUGUUUUCAUUAUAUUGUAUAUGUAAAAAAAAAUACUAAUAAAAUAUACAAAUGGCUA
Oncorhynchus nerka (sockeye salmon) is the source of this 5059-nucleotide messenger RNA. RefSeq names its product ubiquitin-conjugating enzyme E2 Z. The coding region runs from base 348 to 1538 and encodes 396 amino acids. Lineage: Eukaryota; Metazoa; Chordata; Actinopteri; Salmoniformes; Salmonidae. The record is from RefSeq and is a predicted model, not a curated record. The transcript has 7 exons.